CUUUUUGAAGCAUCUGCAUCUGCUUUGUGCUCCGCGUUGGUGCUACAGACUGACUCUACCUGGAACCCAGCAAGGCGACAAUAUUUAUCGCGUUCGCGCCAUAUUUCCAUCGCAAAAUGUCCACCGCCGCAAUUCCCGGGUACCCGGACAAGACUCUCUUGUCGACCGAGGAUGAGAAUUCUUUUUCCGGACCACACCAGCAGCAUAAAGCUGCGACCAAACAAGAACUAUUCGCACACAACACCACCGACAACGACAUCGCCCGCACCAGCAGUGCGACUUUGACCCGCACCACCACGCGGGCGUCCAGGUCUUCCUCUGAAGACGAAGGGGGUGCAACGGGAACAACUUCUUCGUCCGACACCGACGAUGAAGCGCAAACGAAGUCGAAAUUGAAACACCAAAACCUCUAUCAAAUGUAAAAAUGUCUGGGUCUGGAAGAUUCUGACACUUGUCAUGCACGUUUUGCGUGAGCCAUGAUGUCUGUGAUGCAUACCCGAGCAAUACAGAUUUUCUGAGGGCUUCUUGAUGCGUAUUCCGCAUGACAAAUGCCUUCUCAGCGUAGCAAAAAUUGCAUUUCCUUUGGUACUCAUGCAAUACAGAUUUUUUUGGAAUCCAAAUGCAGCAUCACAAGUUGCAUUUUUCCAGACCCAGACACUUUUACAUUUGAUAACCUCCGCGACACCGAGUUUUUGAAGUUCAUCGAGCACGACAGCCAGGUCCACCUAUCCACAGAAAAACACACAUCCACAUCCAUUUUUUGCAUGACAAACACAUGACUUGAUGCGUGUUCUGCAUGACAAAUUGGAUGUGCGUGGGUUUUUUUCUGUGGAUACCACCCGGAAAAUUUCAACUUGGAGGAUCUCCUAUGCAUUGCAAAAGUAUCGUACUAGUAUAAAUCGCAAUACAAAUUUUUCCAGCAGGAAAAAUGGUAUUUGUAAUGCUGACUUGGCGAAGAAGCAAGAUUUGUCAUGCAUGUUUGCAAUUAGUACGAGUGCGAUACUUUUGCGCAGUAUAUCUUCGGAAGGCACUGCCGAAGAAGUGUUUCCAGAAGGAUUUGGCGCGCUCCCUGAAGUGGAUGGUGUUCGAUCUAGCGGUCGUGUUUUCCGCGUUGACGGGGUUGAAGAUGUUGUACCGCGGGGAGUUGGACGGUUUCUUGUUUCUCGACAAUUCAUCGUCGUUAAUCAGCACCAGUAGUCAACAGCAGGAAAACAACAACAUCAACAUCAGCAGUUUCCACACUUCUAUCCUGCUCAAACCCGUCCUGGCGAUUUUCCUCUACUGGCUCGCGGGGUUUUUCAUGUGGGCGAAUUUCGUCGUCGGUCACGACUGCGGACACGGAACGUUCAGCAACAAUUCAAAUAUCAACUUCUUCUUCGGAAACUUGACCCACGGGGCGAUCUUUGUGCCGUUUCAGUCCUGGGCCCGGAGCCACCGGUUUCAUCACAUGUACCACAACCAUCUGGACAAGGACUACAGCUUCCCCUGGGCCCACGAUCCCAAGUUCGACAAGGCGUGCAGUUUAUGACAGUGCACAACUCCCCCUCCCCCUCAUUUGUCAUGCAAAAUACCCAAUUUACCCUUUGCCUCUUAGCACUGUUUGCAUGACAAGUUUUGGUAGCCCAAAUAGCACUUUAAUCCAGUGCAAAUUUGUCAUGCAAAACGAGCAUUCUUGCUGAUGCUUGUAUUGCCGUUCAUGCUAUACAAAUGAGGGGGAGGGGGAGUUGUGCACUGUUAUACAGUUCGCUCGUGAAAAACUACCCGGCGAUUCCCGCGGCGGUGUACCCGGUGUUUGGCUACGCGUUUUACCUGCUGUAUGGGAGUGCGAGGAUUGAAAUCGUUAGAGUUGAAGUGAUUUGCUAUGCAUAAAAUGCAGCCCAUAGAACGCCUGUCUUGCAGAGGAGGCAAGUGAGGCAGAUUGUAAGCCUGUUGAGGGGUAGAAGCUGAGCUGCUGCAAUAGCAUGACAAGAGGAGCUCUUCCUUACCUAAACAGCAUGACAAACUGGAUUUCGGUUCUACCCAAAUUUGUCAUGCGCCACUUGGAAUCUGGGCGACGGCUUUCAUGUCCGUUUUAUGCAUUACAAAUCAUUUCAACUUUGUCGAUUUCGAUCCUGACAGAUCCAUAUGCUGUGGCCCCAACAGUACGGAGGGGUGGACGGGACCCACUACUUUCCAAACGUCUUCAGCGGAUGCAGGUUGUGGGAAAAUGUGGAUACGCAGGUAUAAAUAAAGAAGUUUUGGUCUUCGUGUGAAAGUAACUAGAGAUGAAGAUCGCAAUGGAUCAUUUCGUUUUUGUAUGAAGAUGAAACAGCAUGACAGAUUCGCUUUGAGGAUCGUGGUGUUUGUGAGUGAUUUCGCACAUCAAACCAAAUAUCAUACCUUAAAAUCAGGAACUGAUCAAGUGCUGGAUUUCCGUUUUCGUCGUCCUUGCUUACGGGUACUGGUACACGCAAUGUUUCUUCAACGGAAAUUUCUCGGAGUUCGCGAUUGUAUACCUUCCCGCUUGGUUCACCAUGUGCUUCUACCUCUACACCGUCACCUACCUGCAGCACCACAACCCGACCGUGAAGGUGUACGACAAUACCACCUGGAAAUACUCGACCGCCGCGUUUGAAACCGUUGACCGCACGUUCGGGUCGGUGAUUGACUUGUUUCACCACCACAUUUAUGCAUUGCAAAAGUAUCGUACUAACUCGUACUCGUGGUGAUUUCAGUCAUGCAUGACAAAUCUGGUUACUUCCCUCAUUCAGCAUUACAAAUUCCAUUUUUCCUUCUGGCAAAAUUUGUAAUGCUAUUUCUACUAGUACGAUACUUUUGCAAUGUAUAACAUCACCGAUUGCCACGUGAUCCACCACCUGUUUUUCACCAAGAUCCCGCACUACCACUUGAAGGAAGCGACGAUUGCGAUGCAGGGGUGGUUGAAGGAGAAGGGAUUGUACGAGGAAUUGUACCAAUUUGAAUACACGCGGGACUACUUCCUCCGGGUGUUCCAAUACAUGUACUCGCAUUCCACCCGGGCGAAGUUGCUGACCAAGGAUGAGAAGUUUUUUCUGGAGGAGGAGGGUGAUGAAGCUGUGAAGAAGACGAUGUGAACGUCGGUGGAUCACCACGUGGUAGAGAAGGAUGAAGAAGGGUGGAACAAGAAAGUUAAGCAGCAGAAGUAGUAGACACUUUAUCUACUUGAGCUACGACUUUUUCUUACUACUAUAUCAAUCUCAAUCUCUUGUUUUUCUAUAAGCGCAUCCGGAAUCAAAUGUUGAUAUUAGCGCUUCUUCCAUCUUCAUUCAAAAACCUGAGAGCUGCAACAUUCUUGUGCCACGAUUCUCAACUGAGAGCAACCGUUUCUACUACACAGCUGCGAUUUGUAAGAUGAAAGGACCGCGAUGCUUAGGGUGCUCCUCUUCGACUAAAAAUAUCUUUGUUUACCUGCUUUACUUUCCGCAAGGCAGGCUGUGCAGCACCAUCGUUUUUGGCAGGACAAAAAACCACAGAGAACAUUCUCAUUUUAGCGAAAAAUAUGAAUCGAUAUAAUGCCUAAGACCUAAGCGUAAGAACUCAACAAACAAACAAGAAUUGAACGCCACGUCGAGGCGCAAUUUAUCGACUAUGAAUUCGAACUAUUUUCCUUUAUUUUGAAAUGUCGAUUUUCAUUUUGGUUUCAAUUUUUCCAUUUCCUGAAUAUCAUGAGCGGAUUGCUUAUGUCGAAUGCAGACCGACAUGUCAGUUGUUUUUCACACUGACUAUUCACUUGUACAGAUUUUUGGCACACACUUCGUUGCACUUUUUUUGGAUUGACUAGGACCAGCGAGUGGAGGAGCCUGCUCGUCGUUGUCACUCAUAGCAAAAAAAAACAUUGCACAGCUUCGCUUUUUGUUUUGUUAGUGUUUGACGGAAACAACGCAGAAGCAAUGUACCAUGAGUUAGGAGCUACAUAUUUCUCCUUCUUGUAACUGCAGCAUUUUUUGUCUUUAUUGCCGAAUAGAGGCAGCGGCCGAAGGAAUGAUUUCAUUCGACAGCUGGCCGGCCAUGUUAGCAGAUUGGCCCAACGAGUCGAUGAAGUAGUUGUCGCUGAUAUUUCCAAGAAAAUGUACACUCAUGCGACUUCUACAGGGCAGCAAGGUAGUACCAUGAAAAGCAUGAUGCUCAACAUGAUCAUCAGCAACUGAAUCUUCCUGAAGGAGACAUUUUUUUUUGCAACCUUGAGAUCAUGAUUGACCACACG
Messenger RNA from Amoebophrya sp. A120, 4222 nucleotides. NCBI's taxonomy places the organism in Eukaryota, Dinophyceae, Syndiniales, Amoebophryaceae. The record is from the annotation of a GenBank genome assembly.